AUGCUGCCGUCCCGCCUGCCGGUGCUGGCAGGGAAGCGAUUGGGCGUGCUGGUGGCAGCGACGGCAGUGCUUUGUGGAGCGAUGGCGUUCCAAGACCUCUACUCCUCCCACCUCACGCACAUUGCGCCGCCCUUCGCCUCGCACCGGGCCACGAGGGACAACGCCAUGGCGCUGCUCGCCCUGCAUCCCUCACCCCACACCGUUGCUGCCAUCUUCCGCGCCUGCUCCUCGCUCUUCCUCGUGCCCCUCACCCACCGCAUUCGGGCAGCUCUUGAGAUCUUUUCUGCCCACGGGCUGCCCGAGUCGCUGUUUCUGAGUCAGGUGUUGCACUUCCUCUUCCUGCACCUCCCUCCCCCCACCGUCGCCAAGCUGCUGCACUCUACUGCCUGCCGUGUCUUCCGCACGCCCCUGCCCUCGCUCCUCCUGCACCUCUCUGCAAUGCACUCUAUUAUCGCCCCCCCUCACUCGCUUCUCUUCCGCUACCCCCUCGCCCUCCGCUUCUCCCCUGAAAUACUUAAACAGAGACUUUCCCGAUUGGCUGAAAUUGUGCCGCUGACAGAAGCGCAGGAGGGGGUGGGAGGUGAAAAGGGAAGUGGAGGAGAAGGAGAGGGGAACGCAAAAUGGAGCGUACGGGGAAGGGUGAGGUUUGACUCUGCCUCGCUUCUUCCAGUCCCUCCUCUCGAUCCUUCCCUUUCGUUUGCAGCGGAUCCAGCGGUGCUCUCCCUCGUGCGCAAGCAACCGCACAUCCUCCACGCCAGAAGGGAAACCAUGCAGGAGGUGGUAACCACACUCACCACUCUCUUUGGCCCACAAGGCACCUCCUACGUGCUCUCCCGUCACCCAGCCCUGCUCACUGUGUCCCCUCGCACAAUAGAAGAUGCCAUGUUCGGACUUAUCGACAUUUUUGGAGAGGAAGUUACCUUAGAUAUGAUACAGCGCGAGCCGGGGAUAAUCCAGGUCCGGCACAGUACACUCCGGCCGAAGAUUGAUUUCGUGCUUGGGGAGAUGAUGCGCAGCAAGGAGGACAUGAGGGUGUGGCCGAACGUGCUGCUGCGCAGCCUGCCGCGCAUGCUGGUGCCGCGGUAUUUCCUGGUGACGAGGAAGGACCGCCAUGCCGCCAGGGUGCUGUCUCUGCCGUGCCUCUUCAGCAACUCUGACGCGCGGUUUAGGCGGAGAUGGGAGGUCAGUGAUGCGGACUGGAGCAAGGCACUUAUGGUGGGAGAAGUGUGGGAAGCCAGGAGGAAGGAGGGUGUGUUGGGUGGUGCAAAUCAGUGA
Messenger RNA from Closterium sp. NIES-65, 1275 nucleotides. The record is from the annotation of a GenBank genome assembly. NCBI's taxonomy places the organism in Eukaryota, Viridiplantae, Streptophyta, Zygnematophyceae, Desmidiales, Closteriaceae.